GAGAGUACCUUCACGCGGUGUCUGCGUAGUUCACCAAUCGCGUCGCUCCUAGCAAUGAUCAACGUCUUUCUCGGUGGGACCGCGUUCGGAGUGGGCACAAUUUUUGGCCGAAAACGCCUCUACGAGUUCCUCGGCGUUGACCAUCUAUUCCCCUACUUGGACUACACGGUGUACGCCAUCGUCGGAGCUACUGGACUAUUCGCUGUCAUUGUCUACAUCGUCUGCUCCAUAUCGUCCGGAUGGAACGCGAAGAGGUGCUUUGAAGGCACCCGCGCAACCAGCUGUGGCCGUUGUUUGAAUGCCACGCUGCUUGUUUGCCUGGUCAUCGCGGUCACCUUCUGGGCCCUGGUAGCCUGCCUCCUGUCCUAUCCCGUGAUGAGUAGUGCUCUUGUGCUCUAUCGGGAUGCUGGGCCAGCACGCUCUGUCAAUUCCGACGACGGCCUCGUUCGAACUGCACGUCAAGUUGAGGAGUUUGCGCCAGCAUUGGAGACCGACACCUACAGUGCCUCUCUGACUAGCCCAGAGCCUAGCUUCGCUUUCCAGCCUCGAAAUACAAGGAUUGUCGGUCUGGACGUGAACCCCACCGAGGUGAUCGCCAGCUACUUCAAGUGUGAACCGGGCAAAAUCGAUUGGUCAUAUUAUGGUCUGUAUGACAUGGACGGCAAACCGUUGAUGCUGGACUCCACGGAUUUGAGCACGCGUAUCAGAACCUCACUGAUUUUUACGUCUGUUGCCUUCCUCGGCGCUCUAAUCACCAUGAUUGGCUUCUUAUUCCUCACGUGCUCGGUGGCAAUGAACUUCGCCAGGCUGAAGGAGCUGCGCUACUACGAGCCCUCGGUUAACGACGACGAGACAAUUCGACUGCGUCAUUGA
Molecule: messenger RNA, 873 nt
Organism: Mesocestoides corti
Lineage: Eukaryota; Metazoa; Platyhelminthes; Cestoda; Cyclophyllidea; Mesocestoididae
Source: the annotation of a GenBank genome assembly